AUGACGCACGUCGACCAGUUGCUGGGUGAGUACCUGCGUGUCAUUAACUCCAAGGACGACGAAAUUCUCGAUCUCAUCCGUGGCCUCGAGGAACAUCGUUGUGAACUGAAGAAGCGAGAGGACCUGCACAAGACAGACGUAGUGGGUACACAGAAAGAGCUAGAGAAGUCGCGACGAAACGUAAGGAAGAUGGAACAGCAGCACCGAAAGGAUGAGGAGGAUAUCAACCGGCUUGUUAAUCACAACGAGGACAUGAAGGUGCAGAUUCAUGGCUUUCAGCAAAAGUUAGCGGAAACGGCUAAGGAAGUUGAGCAGAAACAGCAAGAGCACACUCGAGAGCUGGAGGAAGCUGGUCAGCGCCAUGCUGCGGAAGUUCAGUCUCUUCGAGUGGAGCUUGAUGCGCUGAGGGCUGAACAGUCUCAUGUACGACACGAGCGUGAGGCUGCACGUACUGCUAUUGAGGCAGCUGCGCUGCGAGAGCAGCAGCUUCAGGCGAGAGAAGUGGUCAAUGAAGAUCUGAGGAACUCGCUGGCGAGCGUGCGACAGGAGAUGCUGUCUAUGGUUCCAGCGCAACAACAUAGAGAGGUCGUAGCUGAGCUCAAAGAGUCGUUGCGCUCUCUAAAUGAGAAGUCGACCGCAGAGAUAAGGGAUUUGAAGGUGGAGUUGUCAAGGGUGAAGAAGGCUGCUGGCAAAUACGUAAGCUCACUGAGCGAGCUUGAAGCGUCACAAGCGCAGCUCCAGAAGAAGCAGGUGGAGGCCUUGCAAAGGGAGGAGGAAGCACGCCGGCAGCUGGAGGGGGAGCGCGAAUCAAGCAAAAGGCUCUCCGCCUCGCAACAGAAAGAAAUCGAGUUGGCCCGCGAGUCGGCUGAGCAGGCAGUGACAAGACUCGAAUCUGCUACGCUGCAGCUGCAGCAAAGUCACGACAAGGGGCAGGCAGCGGAGAGGCGGCUGACGGAGAUGUCUGAAGCGCUUAAGCAGGAGCGAGAGCGCGCUGGCCAGGAACGCGAGAGGAUGUCCCUGCAGCUGAGUACCCUUCAGACACAAACAGCAGAGCAGCAGCGCGAGGCUGAGCGCAUGCAGCGGAAGAUGGAGGCAGGCACAGCGGAGCUUAAAGUCUGCCACGCAGCCGUGGCCGCCGCGAAGGAAGAAGGGCUCCGCGGCGCUGCAGAGCUAAAGGAGAGGCUCUCGCUGGUGACGGCGGAGCGGGAUCGAGAACGGGGGGACCGUGAGCGUAUCGUUUUUGAGCUGAAAGAUGCGCAGAACCAGUUAAGCAUGCUACAGGAUCGGAGUAUUGACGAGAAAAAAAUGCUGGUGGUAAAAUUAGAUGAUGCCAACAUGAACAUUGAAAGGAUGCGAAUCCAGCUGAGGGAUAAGGAGCACGAACAGCAAGCACUCCUGUCUGCGCAGGAAAAACGGCUGCAGGAGGCCGAGUGGGCACACAAAAGUGAGCUGGCAGAAUGUAGAAAAAAGUUGGAGGGAGAAAUCAGCGAGCUUCGGCAGCGCCUAGAUUCUGCCAAUACUCGUAUGGCUGAGGAAAUAGCCAAUCAUAAGACACACCAACGCGAACUGGUGGCUUUGCAGGAGACUGUGAGGAGCAGCCGUGAGGAGGGUGAACGCCGGGCUGCAGAAGUGCGUGAGGCUGCGAGGGCUCUUGAGGAUGCAAGGCGCGAGGCAUCAUCAUUUCGUGAGAUGCUGGCGAAGCAACAACGACAAAUAGAUGCCGCGGCGGGGAGUGAAGCGAGGCUACGGCAAUCAACGGGGCAACUGGAGAGCGAUCGCGUGGCAGACGCUAAGAAAAACGAGUCACUCGAACGAGCCCUUGCAGAUGCUAAAGAGAGGCUUGGGGAGAAGUGCGACGAGGUUCUGGAGUUGAGACGGCAACUAAAGAGGGCGAAUGACGAAGAUACCAAAAGAGAAUCUGCGGAGCUGGUGGGGAGGCUGCGUGAGUCACAAGGGCGCGUGGAGCAGCUGCAGCGGGAGCAGGAACGUCUCCUCGCGUCUGUAGAGAAGCUGCAGGAGCGCCACAACGCCGCCGAGAAGGCGCAGCGUGAGGCCAACGAGGAGCUUAGCCGCGUCAACGCGGAGCUGCAGAAGAAGGCUAAAGAGUGCACACGGGUCGCACAGCACGCAAAGGAGGUGGAAGACCUUGCGCGACGGAGCUGCGAGGAGCUGGAGCGAGACCUUACCCGUCGUGACGCCACCAUCGCGUCGCUCCAACAGGAGGUCCCGCACCUUUUGGAAGAGCGCGCAAAGGUGGUGGUGCUCGAGGAGCGUCUAACUCACCAAGCUGAUAUAAACCGCCGUGACACAGAGGCACUACAGGGCCGCAUUGCACUGCUCGAGAAGGAACUCGAUGCGCGUGAAGCGCAACUGCAGCAGCAGGUGGCAGAAACUGAUAGUAUCGCCUCGCAGCUGCGUCCCAUGCAGGACCGUGCUGGUGCGCUAGAGGAGAUGGUGAGGCAGAAGGAGAAGAAACAUGCUCUGCGCAAGGAGGCAUUGCGCAAAGCGCUUGAGCAAGUUGAUGUCGCAGCCGCGCGCGCAGCAGAAGCCGAGAGCGAGUUGGCAAAGAUAAAGGCCUCGCGCGAGAAAAGUUCCGACGCAUGUAAAGCCGAGACACAGCGGCUACAAGAACGACUUCGGGUGGCACUUGAGGCGCAGCAUGCCGCUGAGACACGACUGACUGCACAGGAGGUGGCGCUUGCAGAGGCGAUGCGGACUGCGACCAGCAGCCAGCAGGCGAUGCAGGAGCAGCAGAGCAUUUGCGUCGCCAAACACGCGGAAGAGCUUCGAGGGGCAAUUGAGCGUGCAAACAUGUUGGGUCGAGAAACGGUGCAGGCGAAAGAAGCACUGCGCGCUGCGGAGGUGGAAAAGGAAGAGGCGUUACAAUAUGCGAGGAAUGCGCAUCGUAGGAUGGCUACCUCGUAUAGUCGUCUUGUCACAAACUUUGCAGAAGAGGCGAUGAUAACGAAGGAGAUGUUUGGAGACUUCGCAAUCGCGGUCGUCACGCGCUCGUUCCACCAGCUAGGGAGGGUCGCCCAUAACGGCUGGGACCUCGCUGUAUCGUUUAAACAGCAUUGUGGCGAGGAGCUGCAGCAACAGCAAGUGAAGUUGCGGCGUGAGCUUGAUGAAUUGAAGCGGACCCAUGCUGACGAAAUGCAGGCGGUGCUCGAAGAACGGAACAAGGAGCUUUCGAAGGCGGCGCUGCAGCACGGCAGCGACAUUGCGCAACUACGACAGGAGAUUGUGGAGGUGGCGUCGCGAGCCACACGCGAAGGGGAGGCGACAAUGAAAGAAUACCGCCGCAAGGAGGAGCAGUUUCACCGCGACCGAACAGAGUUGGAGUGCGCCAAACUGGAGAUCGCUCACCAGGCGGACCAGAUCGCUGCGCUAAAAGAACAACUUCGCUCCUUUGAACAGAGAUCAGAGGCGGAACGUUCAGCCCUCGACCAGGAGAAGCGGUCGCUGGAGCAGCAACGGGAGCGUAUCCGCCGCCGGCUCGAUGACUGCACGGUAGAGCAGAACCAGAGCGAAGUGGAGGUGCGCGAGCUGCGCAGUGAAUUGUCGGCUCUUCAGCAGGUUCUGCAGGAAAAGGAAAGCGCGCUAGCUAGUGAGCGUGAGAGAACACGUGAGGAGAACCGCCGGCUGGCCACACUCACCGCCGCGAAGGAAACGCUGCACAACCAAGUCGAGGAGAAUCGCCGGCAGAUGCAGCUGCUGCAGCAGCAGUUGUCAGCUGCCCGCCAAGGUGCACAACAGACAGGACACACGGCCGCAGCACAGCAGAGUCGAAUGGAAGAGCGCAUCGCCGAGCUUACGAGGGCCCUCAAUGCGCUCGAGUUGGAGAAGCGGCGUCUUGAACGCCAGGUGCGCAACGAUGAGAAGAAAAUUGGCGUUUUCGAAAAGGAGAUUGCAGAGUCACGCAAGCGAGAGGCGGAGCUGUCGAGCCAAUUGCAGGCACGCAAGGUAGAGAAUUCGGCGCUGAAAGAGCGGUGCGCAAACCUCGAGUCACUGAAGAACAUAGCAGAGGUCACCCUCGCGGAGACGAGACUACGGGAGAAGGACCUCGUUGAGAAGAUGGAGGAAAUGCGCAGCGCACAACAGCUGAUGCAGCUCUGCUUCGACAAACAGCAGGAACAACUGGAGGUGGGUCGGAGAAUGCACGAGCAUGACGUGAACCGCAGCGGUUUCUUAUACAAGGACAGUCACUAG
Trypanosoma grayi is the source of this 4209-nucleotide messenger RNA. Its product is annotated as putative basal body component. The transcript has a single exon. NCBI's taxonomy places the organism in Eukaryota, Euglenozoa, Kinetoplastea, Trypanosomatida, Trypanosomatidae. The record is from RefSeq and is a predicted model, not a curated record. The coding region runs from base 1 to 4209 and encodes 1402 amino acids.